UACCUGGUACCCAAAUUGACACAAUGAGAUACUCCUAUAAAAGUUAUUAGUAUCAUUAUUUAUUCGUUAUUAAGUGUAAAGAAAUUUCAUUUCGGAAAAAUACAAGACGUAUGUACUUUAUAAUUAUCAGAGAGUCGUUAUGCAAUCUUUUUAUUUCAGACAAUAAAUUAAGCUUCUCUCGAUUAAUCAGACUACAAUAAUUUAUUAUCUCUCUCCUCAAAUUUGAAAAUUGUGAACAAUUCUCUGCAGUUCUCUGGUGCGUUCUCGUUCUUAACUUCCACUGAUUAUCAUUAUCUCAUUCAAUAAUGUCUAUGCAUUUCAUCUUUUUCUUAUUGUAUCCCUUUCCGGCUAAUUAAUUCCCAAAUUCAGUUCCGCUCUUGGAAAAUUUCAAAUUUGAUCUUGAAUUGUCACUAGAAGGUUUAUUUCCUGAAUCUUGCACUUAGUUUUGUGUUUGAGAUUAGAUUUGGGCAAAUGCUGUAUACUUUCUGGAAAUUAAAGCCAUAUCCUUUUAUUUCUGCUUUUUCUUUUUCUUCUUUUUUCUUUUUUGUACGCUUGUGAUAAUGUUGUGAGUCUUGCGAUUUUUUCAUUUAGAUGACAGAUUCGCUGCUGUUCAUGAUCCUGCUUGGCCUCUUGACAGUUUUUUAUUGGGUUCUUUACCGAUGAUGCUCCUUUAGAAUUCGUUGUAAAAAUCUGACCGAGGGGGUGAAAUGGUGUUAAUGCUGUGCACUCUUGGUGAUCAAUGCUGUGCACUUUUGGUGAUCUUAUAAGUUUUGCAAGAAACGAUUGCUGAUCAAGGUUGUGAACGGGACUGAGCUGUGAAUUCUUUGGUCUUCAAGUAAUAUGGUGGGCCAGAACACAUAUGUUCCACCACGUUACAUCCCCCUCGGGCAGUCAGAUGCAGAAGCAGAUGUAGUACCAACACCCGCCGAUGUUGAUCCCAGAUCACAACACAACAGUAGUGUUCCAGGGCAGUGGUCUUCGGGAAUCUGUGCUUGUUUCGAUGAUAUGCAGAGCUGUUGUGUUGGGCUUAUUUGCCCGUGCUAUCUUUUUGGGAGAAACGCAGAGUCUUUGGGUUCUGGAACUCUAAUAGGAUCUUGUAUGAUGCAUUUUGUAUUAUGGGCUCUUGUGAAUACUCUAUGCUGUGUGAUGACGGAAGGUGCUAUGUUGGGCGCCCCUGGAUGCCUUGCUGCCUGUUAUGCAUGUGGCUAUCGGAGGACUUUAAGGGAAAACUACAAUUUGGAGGAAGCACCAUGUGGAGACUUUGUCACACAUUUCUUCUGUCAUUUAUGUGCCAUUUGUCAAGAAUACAGAGAAAUCCGCGAAAGAUCUCAAGACCUAAAUUCCAGUAGCCGGAAUAUGGUGGAAUUGGCCGCUCCUCCUGUACAGAAUAUGGGACCAGCUUCACCAAAAUAGACCUUUCUCCCACACGAUCCCUUCACCUUGUAUUGUUUCUACCACUCUGAAUGCUUCUGUCAUGUUUCAUAAAUUUUACAUCAAUUUAUGAUAUGUAUUUUUAGUUAGUUACAAUUCAUACACACCUCCUGGACAUGUUCUUUGAAGGAGAAACGUCUUACCCAUUAAUCUGA
Molecule: messenger RNA, 1586 nt
Organism: Salvia splendens (bonfire salvia)
Lineage: Eukaryota; Viridiplantae; Streptophyta; Magnoliopsida; Lamiales; Lamiaceae
Product: protein PLANT CADMIUM RESISTANCE 10
Exons: 6
Coding region: 841-1413 (190 amino acids)
Source: RefSeq, a predicted model, not a curated record